Molecule: messenger RNA, 19190 nt
Organism: Paramuricea clavata
Lineage: Eukaryota; Metazoa; Cnidaria; Anthozoa; Malacalcyonacea; Plexauridae
Source: the annotation of a GenBank genome assembly
AUUUCUUCUAAACACAAGUCUGAAGUCUGCAUGUCACCUUAUACCCUUCUAUAUCAGGUUUUCGUCACCCGGAUUUAAUGCGCACUGAGCAAUGUUUACAGUCGGUAUAUGCACUGUCGCGUCCUAAAUACAGCCGAUUUUGCGCUACAGACUUCCCGGCGUUGUUUUCGUUUGUUUUACAGAGAAGAUUUUUGGGAUACCAUGCGCGCAAAUAAACAAUUACAACUAAUUCCCCAGCUGGUUUGAGCACUGAAAUCUCGCGCGCUUAAACUCAUACAAGGCAUACAAGCAUCCCUCUGUGAGAGACGAGAGAAGCUUAUUGGUUGACCGCAAAGGCCGCAAGGAAAUCACUUAAGGGUGGGCUUAUCGCUAAGGUAUUAAAACCAGCUCUCGUGUGCAGACGGCCACAAAACACUCAAGUCUCCUGGCUAAAAGUAAGACGACCAAAACCGUUGACGAAAUGUGGAAAAUGAAUUCGUUUUGCGUGCUGUUAACACUGGCAUUGUUCUCACUGGUUCGUGAGUUUGGAGUAUGGUAGGUGUUACCGUUUUGACAUAUAUUGGAUGUAAAUAGGCCGUUCUGAUUUGCGUGUGUAUUGUGCGCUUAAACAGACAGUAGGCCAGUUUAGACUUUGGACGUGACUCUACGCUGUGAGCAUCACAGGGCUUUAUAUUUUCAUUCACGAGAAGAAUUAUCGAAUAAAUAUUGUGUAAUUUGAAUUAACUCGUCAUAAAGUAACCACUUGCGCACUUGUUACAUAUAUUUGAUUUUUAAACAAGAUUGUACGAUUACGACAGAAAGCUCGCCUGUUGUUUGUCCAACAUGAAACGAUAACUUCGUGUUUCGAGUGGACUUUAACGAUCCAUUUUGAUAGCAUGAAAUAGAGAGAUUAAUAUUAAUAGAUGUUUGUUUUAAUCCUGUAUAGUACAUUAGUGUAAGUUAUAGUUUCGUGUGUUUUAAUAUUUAGAUUUCGCCACUUUGUAGCCAUAGGUGCAAAUGGUGGUCGAUCGCAGUUAUCAGUGUGAAAACAUAUGAAUGAAUAUUCCUCGUGUCUGCGAGAAAAAUGCAUAGCUUCAAAAUAUGCCUUCAAAAUGCAUCGUGUUUUAGAUUUCGGGUGCUGUGUAUUCUUAUAAAAAUAGAAGUAUUUUAAAAUGCGCUUGUACAAAUUCAUAUUCAAAUUCCGACGCUCGCGCGUUUUAAUGAUGACUGUUAUUAUUUUUUUUUAAAGGCCAUUUCAGUAUUACUUGUGUUUAUAGGCCAUUGUGGGACGGAGUUUAAUGUUCGUUCUCCCAUAUAAGUGCAAUAUUUGCAAAGUUCACCACCAUAUCUGCGCUCCUUACAUAAACCUGAACUGAAACCGAACAAUAGUCAAACACAUGUCAGAAUUCUUAUACUAUUACCGUUUCUAUUUUCAUAGCGAGGCUUCACCAAGUGGAACGAAUACCGAGAAAGGUCUGCAAAAGGUAGGCGAAUAAUAUUUUCUAAUGUAGCUAUCUCACAAUUCUCGCAUAAAGCGAUGAAGUUUGCUCGGUUAGAACCGGAAUUGCAUGCCGCUCGAUUUUAUUGAACUUAGCCGAAACCCUUGUUACUGCGGCUGCUGAGUUAUCUCGUAAUAAUGCACACACCGCAUGGCAUGCUAAAUAAUAGAUACCUAUUAGGUUAGGAUAUAGCUAGCAAUUAAUAAAAGAUCGAAAUGGCGAAAAUAUCCGCUGUCGAAAUUUAGUUUUAAUAGGAAUGUUUUCCUACCCAUUAUGUUUGACUGAUUUCCUUUUUAAUCAUAAAUCAACGAUAAAUGUAACGAUACCAAUUCAUUAAUCAAAAUCGGACGUUUCUGAUCAAAUGCAUUUCUAAAUUUGCUUGUAUGAGAUGUGAUAGUUUAAUGCUAUAGUAUUUGCAAUUCGCACCGGAUGGCUUGCAUGUUUGCGGAUGCAUGUAUACACAUAAUAUGUCAAUUUGCGCGACUGUGUUAAUGGGUAUCAACUAUCGUGCGCGAACUAAUUAAAUAUUCCAGAUUUACAUACGUGCCUGAGAUAUUACAAAAUCUCACAAAUUAACAUAUUCUGCGUGGCCGCAAGUACGCAAUUCACUAAUAUGUAAACUGUGAAGUGCGCAAUCGGAAUUAACUUGAUGAAAGCGGCAAAACCACAGAGACCACUGUUUUCAGCGGGCAUACGAUAUCAGAGAUUUUUGAAUACAAUAUUUCGUGUCGAGCUAAGUUCCGUUACAUAGCAUGUUUUCUGGGGUGUUAUGUGCAAUAAUCUAUAUUUAUUCACUAUGACAUAGUAUAAAAUGAAUUCAUGUACAAAGUUCCUUGUAUGUUUGCAUGGCAGAAAUAAAUUUAAUGGUUUCGUUGGAAUCAUUGCGUUCAUUAUGUAUAGCUGAGCUUUCGAUACUUGAGCCCGGAUCAAUAUCAGUGCAAAUAAUGUAAGACAAAGGCUUUACAAUAUCCUUUAGUUCCGGUUUUAUAUCCUGAAAAAAAUAAGGUAGGUAGGUCGGCAAAUCAUUUUUUUAUGAACUUUUUAGCUUCAUAUCGGUCAGCAAUGAUUAUAAGUUGGUAAACCUUUCAAGAAGUAAAUGUACAGUAGGCAAUGUUACUUUUCUGUUAGCCCUAUGAUUCUGAAUUCGCAAAUGGUGUAAAAAUGCGUGAAAUUGUAUAAAAUAAAUGUAUAAAAGUAUUAAUGGAUGUGUGAAUUGAAUUUAAUCUUAUUAAAUGUUCCCUGAUGAAUAUCCGUGCUUAGAAAUCGAGGGCUUUGCUAAAUAAAUAAACGCGGUGGUUUCAUUUCUUGCUGUCCCCUAUUUAAUAGCUUCUGUUCAAUUAGCAUAUUCCACGGGACCCAAGGAUAACUCCAAGCAACUGAUACUUCACGUCUUCACGAGCUUUGCGGUUGAGCGAAAAGAGCUGUGCUAGCAUAGAUUCUCAUUUAUCAAACUGAUGAUCAAGGACUUUAAGCGGGUUGUUUUAGCGUCCACCUAUAAGCCGCGCGCGCGCUUUUCAUCGCACGGCGCUAGAUUAUUAAUCGGUAUGUCUAAUCUUUUCGAGACGUAAAGUGUUUUGGUGAUGAUCGGAUAAACUUCAAUGAUAAUUUUUCGAAAGUAUGCGUAUUAUAUCAAAGAUAAACCAAAAAAGAUUACGCAAAAGGGCGUCUUGAAAAUCGAGGAUGUGGAUUAUCAAAUCAAGGUUGAUAUUUCGAGUUUGUUUCAAAGCCUUCUUCAGACAUUAAGUAACAUAAACUUGUAGUUAGUUUAUACAAGACUUUGAAAUAAAGUCAUUUUAAUCUUCAUAUUGGAUUGUAAAUAUGCUCUUUUUUGGAAUAGACACUCCCCGAAUUUGCUGCUGGCAAUCAAAGUUACUUAUUUCCACUGAAUUAUAUUGUCCGCCUCGAUUUCAAGCUAUUGUUUUGUGUGCACUCAAAGUGUUUGGCGAAAUUAAUAGAUUUGAAUAUUACUGAUACAUUCACCAUUUUGAACAGCUUAGCCUUAGGGCCCAUGCAGCCAACUGGGAAACUCACCCAGUGACAUCUGCAUGCCCUUCGUUAACACACAUAUAAAGUUCAAUUAGCCAUUUCCCCCAAAGUCCUGGGUCUAGUCGCAUCCCAUGUUGGAGGGACAAGAAAUAUGACAGCACACAUUUGAAUUAAAUGUCUAAUGUAAAAAGGAGAAAUUUGAUUUUUGGUCGUCUAAAAAGUUGAUAUAUGAUAGUAGAUACUUCUACUCUUUCACAUAUUUGACGCUUGUCACCAUAUAUUUUGUCCGUCCAAACGAUGCCAGAAUGCACUGUGAUCUCUUUUGGGAAAAGCCUAAUUUAUGUUCAUAUAUGAGAAACGAGCCAGCCAGGCGAGGCGAGAUCUCACCUUGCACUUGGCGUGGAAUCUCAGUCAAGUGGAAUGCAUUUUUCCUUAUGAUAUCUUUAUCCCACUUGAUCGGGAUGGACAUUUGGCCGAUUUUGAACUAUAAUGUAGUAUUGAACGGCAAAUCACACCUUGACUUGUUGUCAUUUUCUCUCAAUGCUCGGUUUACCACACAAAAAUGGCGGACAAGGCCUGCCAGUAAGCUCCAUUUACAGCUGAUGUGAUCGAGAACUUGCGUCCAAAAAGUGCAGCCAAUAUGACGGAAAUUGACGUCCAGUGCCAGUCCUUUUCUAUUGUUUUUGUCAGCGCGGUAGGUACAAAUGUGCGAGAAGUUUGCCGAAAUUUCGCAGUCUAAAAAAAUUUGUUUAUUUAAAUUGCGAUGUUCAAACGAAGUUUGGCAAUAUGUCUUCGCGCUUGUGGUGCACUUGUUUGGCGCAUGCUUCAGAGCACCGGACUGUAGUACUAUGCCUGGUUUAUACUUUUUUACCCAAAAAAGCUUAGAUGAUUUAAAUAAUCACUUGGCUCUAGACAAGUAAACUAUACAAGUCAGAUUUGACUCUUCAGAUUUCUCAGACUAAAUUAAGGAGGACUUGAGUCUUAUCCUUUAUCUCUACCAGUAGAGCUAUUAUAUCGUAUAAGCCUUAUAUUAUUAUAUAUAGUUUGCGAGUUGCCGUGAUGUUAAAAUUGAUCCGGCAAUUUUGUACUGAGCAGUUUUACUGCGAGCAUGAUGUAUGACGGACCGUUGGCGUUUGUGCUUACAAUUUUUGCUGUGAUUUCUAGUGCAAUUUUUUUUCUGAUGGAUGUGAACGAGUAAAUGAGAUAUGAAUGCUCUGAGUCAUCUAAACAUUCCUAACUCACCAUUCGUUCACAUACAUCAGGAGAAGAAAAUCGCAUUUAAAAUCGCAGCAAAAAUUGCAAGUGUAAACGGGCUAUAAAUUAAGCAGUCGCGUAUUGUUAUGGCCUGGGGGACAUUUUAAACUCUAGAUUAAUUAAUAAACAAAAUAAAGCUUUGAUUUCAACCUAUGUUUCAACUUGAAUAGAACACAUGAUACUGUUGAGACAGCAUUAAGAACAGCCAACCAUGCAAGGACGCAAGGUCGCGUGACCGCCAACUCUUGUGCACCCUCAUUCUCAGUGAACCGAGAAAGCGUCUUUAUUAAUACCAGCGUAUAAAAAUGCCGAAAAGUAUGUUGAAAAACGUGGUGCUAACCGAGUGUUGCUUAAACUUAUAUUGACAAUCUAACAGAAAAGGGAGGUACUCAAUAUGAAGCUGGAGCAUUUUGAGCCACAUAGUCAACCUGGUUAGUGGCACAAAACUUUGGGCCGACCCAGAAAUGACAAAUUGAGAAAAUAAGCCCUGUCCGAAUGUUUUUAUAAUGCAUCAAACUUUUUUUGGUUUAAUGUACUAAGUAUACUACUUAUGCUGAAUUAAAAUAGUUUCAGUUCCAUAUGAUAUGUUCUUCCAUGGAAUAAGCUAUCGAAAAUACAGGAUUUUUUCUAUCGAGCUACUUUAAUGAGUUUGAGAAAUAUAUACACAUCACGUCGGAAAUUAUUAGAAAAUUGAUAUAUAUGAAUUAAAAUGCCAGCAGUCCGGAAUGGUGUAUGUUUACACGUCUGCAGAAGGGGUUAAGAGACGUUUCCGUUUUGUUUUUCUUUCUAAGCCGCGAUCCGCUUGAUAGAGGACGUCUACGGUGUAGCUCAGACAUGUUGUGGAUGAUUUGAAAAUAUUUUCAUUGCGUUUGCGUGAGGGCGUAGUUAACUAUGGAUAAGAGGCGUUUUCCAUGUGUGAAUUUAAAAACAUGAUUAAAAAUCAAUUAUCGCUUUUGCUGACGAUGGUUUAAUUAUAUUAUGUUUAUCUUGCUAACAAAAUAGGAAAUUUCAGAAUCCUGCCCUCGGGCUUUUGAUAUCCGAGAAUUAGCAAGCAAAUACAUAAUAUAUAUAUUAUGUCCGUAUACCUCGCCAUGCUUUACAGAUCAUGAUCGAAAUUUUCUUCAAGUUUUGUAAUGUUAAAUGUAAUGGGGGAAAUCAUUGCGUAUAGAAUUUCCUGUGUGUAAAGCGGUCAAUUUUUUCCAGGAGAGGGUGGGUUAGUUGUUUUUGACCUUUUGUGUUUUUGGCUAGCACAUUCGUGUAUGUAUUUUCCAAUUUUAACACCCAUUUAGUGCGUUCAAGAGGUCGGCAAAACAUAAAACACCUCGAAGAAAGUUUAUGUGAUUAGCUUCGAGUAGGUUUUUUUCUCAUAAAUACCGUGUUUGGAAGUGAAAGCAGAAUUUUGAAUCGGACCACUUGAGACAUGCCAGAGGUUCAGACCUUUCCAGUGACUAUACAUAAUUCACUGACUUUGACAAAAACAAGAACUGUGUUGUCUCACUGAAUCGCGCAUCAUGUAGAAAUAAAGAAACUGCGUGAUUUAGCUCUUUCUAUUCCGAAAAAAGAAUUCAGCAAGAGAUGCGUCAAUUAUAAAGAAGCAUUUGCAUUGGAAUAAUCUUCCCCACGAUGCAAAAAAUUUGCUGAUUCCUUAAGUUCUUUCAAAACGAUUUCAGAAACAAAAAUGAAUUGAAACUUGCUCGUUAGCCAUACGUCUAUAUAGAGCAUAUUACACGGCGGCACGAAAAUAUGACUUUUAUCUUCGAGUGGUGAAAACCAAUAUGCGCUCGUUCGUAAAAUAUUGUAUGGCAAUGAAACGAACCGCUAUAAUUUCAAACCGUUAUCCGACGAGUCGUCAAAAGUUUCCCUCUAUAUACGUACAUUCAAAUUUUCUGCUAAGAUCGGGUAAAAUUGAAAUAUUUUUUACAGUAGCACUUCUCGCGUGUGUAUUUUCGAGUGAUUUAAUCCGAUAAGUGAAAAAGAUAGCUGAUAUUAAAUUUGUUUUCAUUGCAUAUAAAUCCGCAAAGUUCAACAUCGACAAGCUGUUACAGCGCAUGGGUUAUAUACCAGUUGAAACUGGUCGAUAUAACAAUGUCUCUUACUGCGAUAGAGUAUGUAAAUAUUGCGAUCUGAAUGAAGUUGAGAAUGAACAACAUUACCUAUAUAAUGAUUAAUGUCAUACAGAAAUGCAAUAUGCAUAAUUAUUCUUGAGAAUAAUUUCAUUGAGAGCAUUUAUGUUUUAGGUAGUAUUAGGUGUUAUCUAUUAUUUUAUAAUUUGUUUAUAUCCUUUGUUUCGCUUUUGCUACUUUGUUUGAAAUAAAUUAAUAUAAAUUAUAAACAAAACUGGCCGAGCUAGGAAACUAGAAAACGAAAAGUUGAAAAAGAAAUUGCUUUUCAGUUUUCAUUCUUUCAAACGGAACGACAAAAUCAUUUGCGUCGUGUGACCGUUGUCACCUUUAAUACAUGCAUGUUGGGAGCUACAAUUAUCAGCAUCACAAAAGCCAAACCGCAAACUUUAAAACUGUGUACCCCUCGCUGUUUCGCCACAAUUUAAUGCGGAUGAAACAAAGUACUAAAGAUUCCGCCAGUUAAAUCCCAGUCAUUGAACAAUUUCCGCACAUACUGAUUGCGUUUAUCGUGUUGUUUGUAAAAAUAAUUGUUUGGAUUAAAUGCGCAAGGCUUUGUCGCUUGUUGUUUUACGGACAUUGUUGGAUUACUUUGCUUUCCUAAUUUGCAUAAAAUACGUAUGGUACGUUAAUAUGUAAUAACAAAAUUCUCGUACGUCAUUGCAUAUCUGAAAUCUCUUGAAUUUCCUUCAUAAUGUUGGUUUUUCUAUAUAGAAUAUGGCAUUUGCAUUUUUCGCGCGCAUCUGCUGUCGGUUAAAGCUUAAAUAUGUGUGGAGUUUUGCGUUCGGAAUUAAGCUUUCAAGAUAGAAUAUUAAACGAUGUUCAUGCAUUUUCGGGCUCACAAUUGUUUGUAUUUUAUAAACGAAACACCUGAGAGUGUUUUAGUUAUAUGCGAUAGUAUCUCAAACGUGAAGUGCAUGCAGUGUAUUGUUUUAUAAAUAAUUAAAAUAAACUGUCGUGGUUUUGGGUCUGAACUACCUCGAGGAAUAAAAUCUUAGUUUCGUAUAAUCCAAUAGAACAAAAAAAUUGAAAAAAGUUUUAAAAUUAAAAUAUCUAUCUGAAGAUAGCUAAUUGUGGAUUAAAAUCCACAAUUUCAAAUACCUUCAGGCUAUUAUACAAAGUUAAGAAUAUCAGCUUAUAGAUUGCAGGUUGAAACUGGUCGAUACAAAAUACAACAAUGUUUCAUAGAGUACAUAUAUCAUAAACAUUGUGGUCUAAAUGAGAUUGGAGACGAAUGACAUUUUUGAAUUAAUGUCCUGAAGCAAAAAAAAAGCUUAUACCAAUCUUAUCGAGAAUCUUAUAUAUAGAAUUAAUUUUAUAAAUAAUCUUUGUAAAAUGUAAAAUAAAUUCUUCGUUCUCUUCAUUUACAAUUAUCAAUAUAUAUUUUUACAUAUUAUAUAAUGGCUAUAUGCAUGACAAAUCAAUUAUGACUCUAGUUGCAAAAUAUAUAGUUACGAUGUUAUCACUGGUCUAGGUUACGAGGUUAGGAUGCGGAGCCAAUAUCAAAUUUAGGCUACUUAGGAAGCAAAAAGAACUGAUGACAUUUAAGUCUUUGGAAGGAAUGACCCCUAUAUCUAAAACGAAUGUUUUAGAUAAGUAUAUAUUAAGAAGUAACAAUCGUAAAUUAGUCCUUCCUAAACCAAAUACAAACUUUCUGAAGAAUAGCUUUUCCUAUACAGAGGAGCCGUGUCAUGGAAUAACUUAUACCUCCACGACAUUACCAAUAAUGAUGAGAGAGUCUUUCUCUUCAUUCAUUCAUUAGAAAUUACCGCGACGUCUGAAGUGUCCAAUUUAUAUAUUCAUUGACUGUAAAUUUCUAUUAUUAAAAUCCAAAUUUUGUAAAUAGCUAUAUUUUAGUAUUCAUAGAUAGCCUAUAUAGGCUAAUUUUGUAAAUAAUUAUUGCGAAUUUCUAAGCAUGCAUGUAAUAUUUUUGUAAGCACGGCCUUAGAAAAAAACAGACUACUACAUGAAAGGCCAUCGUGGUUAAUUAAACAAGUUUAAAUAAUAAUAAUAAUAAUAAUAUUAGUGCGUUCCUUGUUAAUGUUUUCUUGUGAUUUUUCAUGUAUGUAUCUACAUAUACCGAAUGGUAUUUAUGUUUAUUAAAUAUUAUUAUUAAAACGCGUCGAGCGAAGGCUUUUCGUCAGGAAAUUACCACGUUUUUUCUAUGGAGCAAAUCGACCCCUUACGCAGCAUAUUUAGCAUGCGGAAGUUCACUGACCUCAAACCGCGACGCGAAACCCUCAUGCGAUGAUACUGAAUGUCUGAAACCGUGGUCUGAAGAACGAGAAAAGUCGGCGGCAUUUUCAAACACAAUUCUUUAAUUUCCGCAAGCGAAAUUCUCACACACGCAUCUCAGCUGGAGAACGAAUGUGUAAAAUAUUGUGUUGACAACUGAUUGAAUUUUAAUAUGCGAUUGCUGAGAUCGGUUGACAAGCUUGCGUAAAUAUGAUUUAUUGAAUUCUCAACCCUAAUGGUAACUUCCAUGUUUAAAAAACUGGUGGACGAGGUCUCGUGUUAGUGCUUUAUCUGUAAAAUUAUGCUAAAAUGAAGAGGUUUUAUAGAUGGUACGCCAAAAAGAAAAUUAUGUCUGAAGUUCAGCAAGUUUUGCUUAUAUUGCUGCACAGCUAUAUAUAUGCAUGGCGUCAAUUUUACAGCAUCAAUGAUAAUUGUAUUUUAAUUGACAGUAUUUAACUAUUAUUUUGUGUUUCUCAACCGCCAGAUACAUUUAGAAAGGUACCUAACUGUGUAAUCUACAAAAUAAAGCUAAAACAAAGUAAUUUACAAUACAUUAAAAAGAUGUCGUUCGUUGAGAAAACUUUGCCAUAGGACUGUCCAUAGUAAAACCGUUCUGCACAUGUAAUUUUAAUAAGACAAUUGGCCACUCAGUGUUUGUUUUAUCUGGUCAAGUUUUCCAGAAGUAGAUGAUGGAGUUUGUGAUCAGGUUGAGACAUUUUUCAAAUUAGUUCCAUGCACAUGUUUCGUAGUCUUUCAAAAUAUAUUAUCCGCACUGCCCUUUUCUGUACCUUUUCAAUGUGUGCCACACCUGUGCGGUGUGCCCCAUAUUCUAAUAGAAACACUACAUACAAACACUACAUAUAUUCGAAUACAAACACUACAUAUAGUACAUACAAUACAUACAAACGCACACUUGUGCGGUGUGCCCCAUAUUCUAAUCUGACAGCACUAGCGUGCAUGGUUAACUGCACGUUAAACAAAAUAUGGAACGAAAAAUAGAAAUUUGUUUGACUUAAUGACUAAUGUGUUUGCAAGAAACCGUUCUAGAAUAUUGGCUGUUUUCUUAUCCUGAUGUAUAUUGUACUCUCGAUUUGAAAAAUGCAAUAAAGAAUUUAAAAACAACCUUAUCACGGGAUGUAAUCACGAUUAACCGUCGUGUAAACACAGACAUCACGAGAUCAUGUUUUUCUUAACAAGAAGCCGACUUUAAAAAGCAAGUGGCAGAAAUGAUGCAGGAAUUAACACGGAAAUCUGUACUUUAAGUUCAACUCAAGAGAUGUGAAUUUUAUACAUUUAUUAUCGAGCUAACUAUAUAUAAAUGUAUUAGAUGUAUAAAUGUAUUAUGUGUUUAUAUUAGACCUAACUUUAUAAAUGUAUUAUUGUAAUACUGGGCCUAACUAUUUGUCAAACUCAUUAAUAAUUCAUGAAGAGAACACAAAAGAAAUCAUGAGCGUGAAGGAGUUUGAAUAUCUGAUAUAAAAUCACGCUGGUUUAAAUAAACGUUCAAUUUUCUCACCAAAUGUCAUUAAUUUAUUUUAAACUGUUGAAGAAUACGAAUGUUUUCAUCAAGCCAUUUACAAACAUUCCCGUCUGUGACAGUGUUGACUGUUGUAUCGGAUAUACAAAUUCUCGUCUUUGUACAUCCGAUACAGCACGACCGCUCAGCUUGAGUUGAUGAGUGGACUGGGACGAGUGUUAAAAAGUGCCCAAAUUAAGAAAUGAACCAAAUCACUAAAAAGACCACCUCAAAAUUAGUAAGUAUACAAAGUUUGAAGACGUUCACCUGAAUACCCUUCGAGUAAUAAGCUUUCGAAAUUGUGAAAUUGCUGAUUACAAAACUGUUUUUGGGAUGCGCAUCCCCCAAAACAAAAAUUACAGUACAUUUCGUAGUAAAUAUCGCGAUUUUCGAAAGCUUAUUAUUCGAAGGGUAUUCAUGUUAACGUCUUCAAACUUUGUAUACCGACUAAUUUUGAGGUGGUCUUUUUAGUGAUUUGGUUCAUUUCUUAAUUUGGGCACUUUUUAACACUCGUCCCCAGUCCACUCAUCAACUUUGGAAUGGCUAACUAGACCUAACUUUACAAAUGUGUAAAAUUUGUGCUCGAAAUUUCCAUCUACGAAAUCCUUCUUGAAUUUCUUUGUUUGAAAAGUAACAUAACGAAUUCUCGAAAUAUCGAAAGCUGUUUAUUACGGCGUGCAAAACUUCUCAAACUCAUGAAUAAUUCAUCACAAAACACACGUUAUUUUGCUACCACAGUUUACCACAGUAGCAAACGUUCAUAAAUUAAAAGGCAACUUGCAAUGAACUUUUCUUUUAAUAUCAUGCACUCAAAAUAGUUUAUUAUAUUUUGUGAUAUUUAUUACAUGGCCCUCGUUUCUCGACACACUUUGUGUUCAUCGUGUGUGAUAUCUUAGCGAGGUUCAGAUUUGGCUAACCGCUUCCUCUCACUGGCUUACCACGCAUUUGAUUGGUUAAUUGGGUAGAUUAAACGCAUCUGAUUGGUUAAUGACAGCGGUAGUGGAAGUCAAAUUUGAACCUUUUUAUUACUAGCCACCCUAUGUUGCCAAUUUCAAGAAUGAAAGAAUAAAAAAAGGUUGUGGCAAAAUUAAAAGUAUAAAGAAUGUUAUUCUUUCAUUUUAAGAUCUCCAUCAGUCACUUACUCGAUUUCUUUCUAUCUAGAGAAAGAGUCGUUCAAAAUCAGACACAAAAUGCACGCCCAGGAUGGAAGGACAGCUGAGGUAUAUAUCCGGCAUUAUUCAAAUCUGUCACUCCAAAUCAUGGACGCCCAUAACAAACCUUUUAAACUCUUCACCAAGACAAGGAACUCUGCCUCGAUCUUGUCUCGAUGCCAAAUUCAAAGGUCUGGAUAGAGGCAAGGGAGAUGGAUUUUACUGGCUUAAUCCCUCCGGUAUAGAUGACCUUAAGAACUCAUUUGUCGCGUAUUGUGAUAUGACCACCGCGGGAGGUGGUUGGAUGUUGGCCGCGAAGAUCACGCAUGAUUUUGCUUGGAUCUGUCCGGAGCGAAAAGGAUCGAGUUGUUUCAAUUCAGACGUGAAUCCACUCCGAGCUAAUUUAUUUCAUUCCUCGCACGCGAGGGAUUUUGUUGAUCUGAGAAUUACGAAUGAUGAAAAUUCGGGUGUUCACCUCAAGAAGACGCUCAUCAGAAAGAUUUUUGAAAGUAAGUUUUGGCUUUUUUGUGGUUGUUGUUGUCGUUGUCGUCGGUGUUGUUGCUGUUGUCGGUAUUGCUGUUGUUGUGUUGUUCUUUAUUGUUGUUGUCGUUGUUGUUGUUGUUGUCGUUGUCGUUGUCGUUGUUGUUGUUGUUGUCGUUGUUGUUGUUAUGCUGCCAUUUCGUUAUUGUGUUGUUGUGUUGUCGUUGCUGUUGCUGUCAUUGUUGUUUUGGUUGUUGUUGCGUUGUUAUUGUUCUGUUGUUGUUGUUAUUGUCGUUAUCAUUGUUGAUAAUGAUGGUGUUCUUUUGUUGUUGUUGUUGUUGUUGUUGUUGUUGUUGUUGUUGUUGUUGUUGUUGUUGUUGUUGUUGUUGUUGUUGUUGUUGUUGUUGUUGUUGUUGUUGUUGUUGUUGUUGUUGUUGUUGUUAUUUUGUGGCAAAAGUGGCAAAUUGCUGGCAAAGUGCCAGUACCACAUCAGCCCUAUUGAUGAGUUUCGUGAGUAGAACUUGCGAGCAACAGUUGGUAUAACCUCAGAACUGUGCACAGGGGUAGACUGAGUGGUCGGUCGGGCAAUCGGACGCGAACUGAGGGUUGGAGGACUUUGAUGGUCCGGAAUUACUGAAAGGAGGACAGAUUCAGACAAUUUGCUUUUGCUGGAAAUUUACCUGGCUUCCGAGUAAUGAUUCCACGAUUGGCCCCUCCUUGUGCAAGCUAGUCCUGCCGCCAAUUUGUUAUCGAAAAUUGUAAAAACAUUUUUAUUGAAAAAAAAAGAAAAUCUUCUUUCAAAAAAGAGGAAGUCGAGCAAGCGCGAUUUUUUCCCCGACUUUUGUUUAAUUAAAUUGGGAUUAUGAUUGUUUGCAUUAAAAUUUUUUAUAAAUUUUUUUAUGUACAUUUUUACAUAUUAGUAUAUAUUCGUAACUUAGUAUUAUUUAUACACUCGAGGGAUCACGCCCGGAUUUUAUUCCUUACCAAGGCGGACACUGGUAGCAGCAAAAAAACACAAUAUGCCAAAUACAGCUGCUGCACGAUACUGCAUGCUUAAGCCUGGUUCACACGAUGAAAUAAGCAUAAGCACAAGCAGCGGAACCUUUGAUGUGCAUAAGCAUAAACAUAAGAAGAACAAAUGUUGCGUUCUUCUUAUGCUUUCGUUUAUUCCACAUCAAAGGUUCCGCUGCUUGUGCUUAUGCUUAUUUCAUCGUGUGAACCAGGCUUUAUGCAGGGGUCAGCCCCAAACGAGGCUCUAAUUGUCCGGCUGUCAAGGGCCCCCCCCCCCCCCCCCUAUGCUUAAUGCUAUAGUAAAAUCCACAUAUAGAAAGCUUUGGUGGUCCAACAUCUUUGACGCAAUAACAUAACGCCUUAUAGCAAUCGAGGAACACAGCGGGCCUUUAAUUUAAUGUUUAUUUGACUGAAGCUUUACACUUACAUAGGACUUAAUUUUGGGAAAAUCUGUAUAGAUAAAUAUUUACACACGUGAUAUUCUUAAUAUUUGAGGAAAGAUUAUAGUUUAAUUCUCAAUUGAAAAUGUCCUUAUCGAUCUUCCUGGUUGUUUUUUUAUCACUGAUCUCAAUCUCGUUCAUAAUCCAAUUGAUGCGUUCUGCGUUGAACUAUAACAUGUACAGCUGAGAUUGGAAGGUUUAAAAUAUGCUUAUGAAUUAAAGUUUCAGCUGUUAAAUAAUCAUUUGAAUAUGCAAAAAGUUGCUCAAAGAACAAUUAGCCAUUUCCCAAAGUCCUGGGUCUGGUCGCGCGAAUCCCUUGGACAAGAAAUAUGGCAGCGCACAUUUAAAUUAAAAGUUUAAUGUAAAAAGAUAUUUGUGAUCGUGCAAAAAGUUGAUAUUUGACAGCAGAUACUUCUACUCUUUUUCGCAUAUUUGAUAUUUGAUCACGACAAGGGCACCUAAAAAUUUUCCCGGAAAUGUUGGCGACGGGGGGAAGGGGGAGGGGGGGGGAGGAAAAAACAAUUUUGCAAUCAUAUCAUAUUCCAUGCUUAACAUAAUACAUUUGCCUAAAUUUCGAAUUGCAACGUACAAUCAACGUUUUUGACCACAUUUUUUGUUAAGAAACAUCGACCAAAAGUGAAUUUAUUUGUUUCAUGGACAUUAUUUACUGAAGGGCACUUUUCGUAAGAAUUGCAGGUUAUAUUCUGAACAAAGACAAAGGGCACUUUUUGUGUCUUCUGAAAACUUGGGUGGCCUAGGUCCCCUUGCCCGCCCCGCCCCCCGGUUCCUUCGCCCCUGGCUGCACAACCUCGGUCCAGGCUUUUUUGCGCGGUCUUGAUGAGUACAAUUACCAAAUUGUUGAAAUAUGGUUGAAAUUUUUAAAAUAUAUGUAUUGUUAACCUUGUCCAUAGAUUUGUUUUGGUAUGGUUUUUGUUGUAUUUUGUUGUGGUAUUUCAAAUUUAUUCAUUCUUUCGUCAACAGGUGGUCUACAGUCAGUUCGUUUUACGUUUGUAACCGCUAACCAAGGUUGGACGCCUAGCGAGGACGCAUACGCAGCAUUCAACAGAGAAAAAUCCAACUCGAUGUUUGUUAAUAAAAGCUGGGUCGAGUACAGCUUAGGGAGAAUGGAUUACACUUGGAAUGUUAUUAAACACGAGAGGGGUGGCUUUAAAUUCACAGGUAGAGACAUGAUUUCUUUACUUUACGUGUAAUUAUAUAGAGAAUUCUGUUUAUUUAUCAUUGUAUGUGUUUUUAUUUAUUUUAAGCAUGCUCUGCAUAUAUCACUUCUCAAAUUCAUUAAUAAUUCAUGAGUAAUUCAGCCAAUGAUAAUCACCUAUUUGAUCACAAGAUGCCAUUUGGAUAACCCGGUGAAACUUGAUGAAAGUCACUAGUGUUUUCAUCAAAUAUCUUAAUUACGCAUGCAAAAUUACUUGAAUAGAAUUCCUAAUUGCUUUAUGCUUGGUUAAGAAUUCUAUUCAAAUCAGCAAACGAAAACAUUCUGUUACGUCUCGAUUCAUUUGAGAAGCCAUAUAAACAACUCGAGCUCGUGUCUCACCGGGAUAUCCAAACACUCGAAAACAAUGUAUGAAAACACUCGCGCUUCGCGCUCGUGUUCUCAUACAUUGUUUUCUCGUGUUUGGAUAUCCCGGUGAAACACUCACUCUCGUUGUUCAUAUAUUACAUCGCAUUACAUUGUCAUUGAGAAAAAUAUUGAUAUUUAACAUUUAUGACUGUCGAAUCCCUAUUAACGAAUACCUCCCUUAAACGGACACCUCUCAGCGGACAGACCCAAUGAGCCGAAAAACCUUCCUUAAACGGACAACUGGUGAAUGCAUAAUAUGCUAAUUUCCAUAGCAAUGAACAGUAAAAAUCAAUUUGAAGAAAAUUAACUAGACAGUAUGUUUGUUAUUAAUGUGUUGCAGUAUUUCUAUGUAGUAUACUAAUAACUUGAACCGAUCUCCUACAACAAACUUUUCUUGUUUUAAUUUGUCUUUCAAGCAAUCGGAAGACAAACUGUCUCCUCAAAACAUGAACUCGCUGGGAAGUUCCACACCACAACCAGCCCCUCCUUUGACACGUUUACCUUUGAUCACUAUACUUAUCCUAAAUUAUUUGGACGUUUACCUCCUGCUGUGUUCGCUGUUGCAAACCUCUCUGACUGUAAUAGCUAUAUUUCAAGUCGUGAAUAGUAUUUGGCUAAUUCUAAGAAGAUGUAAUAUAUCUUUAUAGUAAAAAACCUCAUUUUGAUCAACUUUUUCAGUGUCAUGGUUUCCGGAUAUGAUGUAAUUAGAUUAAUUUUUCAACAAAAACAAAGUUAUAAUAGUUUUGUUUGUGGAAACACCACGUAAAUUUAUUACUGCAAAAUAAUUUGUGUUUCCACAAACAAAACUAUAAUAUGUUUUAUCGCCAUGCAAACGUACAAAGAACUUAUUAAAAACAAAGUUAUAGGCGUUCUCGUAAGUCGUAAUGUUUAAUCAGUCACAAAACGUUUAAUCCCACAACAAAUAAUAUUUCUGUAUAUAUUCAUGUAGGCAGUAUACUGUGUUGGGGAAGCAACGUCGAGACUUCUUAUCGUUUUUACGAACACGGCCUACAUCUUGGCAGUGCUGCGUUAGGAAAUAAAAAAUGUCAUCUCGCAAAUGACGAGACGGAGAUUAUGCUAAAGAGUCAUUACACUAGAGUGGAUGAGACAGGACGCACGGCAACCUGGGACCGCGCACAAUUUGGCUUUCUGACGUCACGAUUUUUACAAGUGCCUUGUAAACGGAUUGCAAUCUGGGUCAGAUGAGAAGUUGUGUGUUGCAUUAUCAUGCUGCAGAGAAUGAGUUCGUCUUGAAUUUUCACCAACACUUAAUGGCCUUUUUAGAUAAGCGCCCUGUUACAUACGGAUAAACGUUCUAAUAUUCAGAUCUUGCAGUCAUAUGAUAUAGUAUUACGUCACGGUAAGAAAUCCGCGAUUUUUGGUGGCAAAAAUAAUAGUGGGCACUGUAGACAGCAGUGGAAACCACCGCCUGAAUUCGCUAGAACAUAUAGCAUUUGUAAACUGGCUUAACAGCCAGUUAAGUGAAAGGGAACAUUUGGAGAUCCUUCGAGAUAAACUUGGGAAGUUUAACGUUUAUUUGAUAUCUUGUAUGUUUUUAUUUAGCUUUAAACAUUUUCCACCCAAAACGGCUAACACUUGUUUGCAUCAUCACUACCACUGGAAAAAAAAUGAAAUCCAUACUACGAAAUUUGCAAUUGCACCACUAAAUCCAUACUAUUUCCUUACAAAAUCCAUAUACUAAGGAAAUAUACAAUUAUUAUGGAUAACCAAAAUCCAUUUCCAAUAAAGAUCCAUUCAAUUUCCAUACUGUGACCUUCUAUGGAAUUUCAAAAUUUUUUCCAGUGUACCCAAAUUCACUACUUUGAAUAAAGUAGACUUUCCACUUUACGAGUACGACUACGCGAGAUUCGGUUACUGUAUAUGCAUGGAUACGCCAUAUUCUUAAUUAGUUAAACGGUAUCUUUUUACGCCAUCAUCUAUACUGACGCCUUAUGAAUCUCAUAACCAUGGCCAAAUUGACUACGGGAUUUUUGAAAAGUUUCGUAUUAAUGCAAGCAUCUAUAUACUACGAGAUUAUGGGGUGAAGAAGAUGUCGAGCAUGUGCAAACAACGAAUCUCGUAGUCGUACUCGUAGUACAAACUAAAGCUCUCUAAUAAUAAGUGGAUUGCAACCAAUCUCUUAGGAAUUAAAAGACAAUUAAGUGCGUUUGUUGAAAUAUAACCAACAUGGCUGCCGUGACGUAACGUGCAAUCGACCAAUAUAUCGGAUCUCGCAAAGUCAUUUUUAAGCUUGGUGAAUAUUCAAAACGUCGUCAAACGUAUAUAUAAGUUGACAUCUGGUUAGUGAUUUUAAUAUCUGCUUCUGUGAUAGAGAAGCUAUUAGUCUAUAUAUAACAUAUUUAUUCUACAUUUGCAACAAAAUAAGAAAGACAGUGAAAAUAACUGUAAUAAUUUUAGAAUUUGUUGCCACUAAGAUAGAGAUUGACUAAGAUAUAUACUGUAUCGUAUUAAAAAUAACAUAACAUGUCUGUGUUGUAUUUAAUUCAUUGUACAAUGAGUACAAGAUGUAUUGAAAAAGUAAACAAUUUUCAAAUGGCCACCAAACUGAAAAUUAUCGAAGAAAACGACAUUUUUGUGGGAUUUUUUAUUUAUAUUUUGCUUAUUGUUACUCUUUGUUCUGAGUAAAAUUGUGCGCAAAAAUUGGGAGUCACCGCAUGCUUAUUUUUUUUAUUGAUUGAAUGAUUGAAUGACUGAAGAAGGCAAGCACACAGGUGUUUAUAAUUAUUGUAUAUUAAUUUUUAUAUCAUUACAUAUGAUAAAAUUUAAAUAUUCUAAAGCUAAAAAUAUAUGUUAUAAAUAUUAUGAAUAUCAACCCUAUGGACGAUUUGGGAAAAUGCUCCCUUCGUUAAAGAUGGUUCUUCACACUAUCAAAAGUAUACUUUUCGGGAAAGGUGAUGACAGUACAAGCCACUUUUUGAGCAGGUCUGCCCGCCGCCGCGGAACACCUGAAAAGCAGGCGAGGCGAAAGACCCGCCUUUCGAGUGUCCCCCGUCAUGUGUCGUAUACCUGAUGUAAAUGCCCCAAACUCAUUUAGUUCAUUUGCAUAAAGUUUUGUACAUGAAAAGUUCGACUAACUUGGCCUAAUUCAAAGCAAUGGUCCCCAUGCAAACGUUUGUAGUGUGAACUAACCUCUGUUUUAGCUAUAUGUAUAUUAUUCGUUAAAAGCAAUUAGUGUUUUUAUAUGUUUCUAUUCUCCAUAGGCCGGUUGUUCAAAGCUAGAUUAGCACAAAACCUGGGUUGUAAUUUAACCUGCUGUUUCAGUGGUUUGUGUAUUUCCGUAUGUCUGUUUAUCUCUGUCAAUACUUUAGAGAAUAAAACUUCUACCGAUGAAGGCAAAAUUUGCAUGUGGAUAUAUAUAUAUAUAUAUAUGAUUAUAUAUUAUAAGGAAAAGAUCAAAUAUACGUUUCUGUCAACCCACCAAAGACGUGGUGUCUUAAUAGCGGAUGAUUUUCGAGAUAAUUUUCAUAACUCCAAAUUCUGCGUUGUUUUUAAAGUACAAUAGGAAAAGUACAUUAGGGAUGUCAUGCCUACAAAUCCUCUCCCUCCAAGACGUCAUAUUGACUUCUUUUUGCAGAAACGUAUAUCAUCAAACUCUUCCCUAUAUGUUGGGAAAAUAGCUUUGAUGUUUUUCCCUAACCUAGAAUUAAAGGGAAAUGGCAAUAUAUAUUUUUAUUUUUUCAUUUGAAAGAACGUUUAAAACUAUAUAAAAUACUCUUUUACCGUUUUUUCGUAUCUUGCGUACUACAAAUAUUUUGAUCGAAAGGGAUGAAAUGUCUGUCAUCUUCAAUUUUUGUAGAUAUGCAUGUCACGUCACAACAGGGGUCACGCAAUAUUUUUAUCUAGACAACCACUAAUCAUUUUGCACUCAAACUAUACCGUAAACCUCCGAAUAUAAGCCCCCCCCCCCGUGUAUAAG